AAGUUGGAGAAAUGUUCAUCUUGUUGAUUGUUAAUAAUACAGUGACAGUUGGUAUAAACUAAAUGAUCAUGCCAGGUCCUGAAGGAGAUAACAUUCGGAGCACGGGUGGCCAGGUCGAUGAAUCAGGGACAUUUAUUGUGCAGUCAGAGAUGACGAUGGCACUCAUCGACUCGGCCAAUGACCGGAAUCCGGACACUCGCGCAAUCAUCGCCAACUCGCUGUUCGAGCUCGGGAAACGCAGGUCGUCGCUGGUUCUCAGCUGCUGUUACAGCUUCCUGCAGAAACACUCAAAGUUAUCGACAGAUCACCGGGUUGUGAUCUUGAAUUCAGUCGAGCGAAUCGUGAAGGAAGUUCUCGACACGUUGGACCCGGGACUGGCUACAGAGCUUAUUCAGCAGGCAGCCAAGGAACUUACACAGUCGAAGGAAGUUGAACCGGACUGGCAGACGGCAGCCAGUGGAGUGCUGGUUGCCUUGGGAGCCAAGUACUGUGAUGAGGUGAUGGGAGAACUGCUGGAGCGAUUCCAGCCCGGCACCAUCCCACAUUUCUUUGUCGUGCAGACUCUGGGAAACCUCGCAGCAGCCAAUGUGUAUGGUAUGGUUCCUCACCUGACUGCUAUCCUUGGAACAAUGCUGCCCAUGUUAGGGAUGGUCAAAUACGACAACAUGCGAUGGGUCUUUUCUACAGCUCUUGCUAAAUUCAGUGAGGCUAUAUUGGAGUAUGCAGCCAACCUUGACAAAGCGCCCGACCCAACUAUCACCAAGAAUCGCUUCUCAUCAGAGAUAUAUGCAGCCUAUGACGUCUUGUUCAACAUAUGGCUGCAGUCGAAAGAGGCAAAGCUUCGGCUUGCUAUAAUCGAAGCAGUUGGUCACAUGACGCACGUCAUGGACAAGGAACGCCUCGAAGAACAGCUACCCAAGAUGAUACAGGGAAUUCUGGGGUUGUACAAGAGGCACCCCGAACCCUAUCAUAUCACACAGGGUCUGUGUAUGAUACUGGAGGCGGUGUGUACAGAGGAAAGUGUUAUCCUAGACCCACACCUCGACAAUGUGCUCAACGUCUUGUUUUCACAGACCUUCCAUCCUAUUGAUUAUAACAACCCACUCAGCAUUAAAAACCGAAAUGAAGUCCUCCGAAGUUUUGCUAUAAUAGCUCGGUCAUUUUCUGGUAAGCUAGUCGGCAUUCUUCUACACAAACUGGAGACAGGGAACGAGAAGACAAAAAUAGGAAUUCUUCAGAUCUUCAGACACAUCAUCAAUGCUGCUGAGUCAUCUAUGGAGGACAAGAAAGAGGUCAUAGUGUCUGGUUUGAAGAUGCUUUGUUCAGAAAAUAACAAUAAGGUCAAGAAAAUGUUUGCUCAACUGUGUAUCGCCAUGGCUCACCAUGGUUACCUGGAGCUAGAAGGGGGACAACUCAUGGUGGAGUUUAUUGUCAGACAGUGCACUCUGCCCGAUGACCAGCCGGGCAAGAGGUCGGCCGAUCCAGAACACGUGACUAACAAAGAGUUACGCUCCAUGUGCGAAAACAUCCUCCAACUCAUAACGACAACCAUAGACCAGAUGGAAGGGGUUCUGUGGCCAUACCUACUGGAGUUGAUUGUUCCCGAACAGUACAUGGAGGCGGCAGGAGCCGUGUGUCGGAGUGUCGCGCACCUAUCCAAUAAAAAGAGACAGGAGAACGCCGAGGAUUACGAGAUAGACUAUGAAUCACAAGCAAACAUUCCAAAGCCACAAGUGCUUCUUGCCAAACUAGUAGUACUGUCUGGUCACCCUAUGAGAGGCAGACAAAGAGGGGUCAAUAUUUUGCAGUGCAUGAUGGGAUUGUCACUAAAUAUUCAUGAGAAUCUUGUGGAACUCUGGGAUGCAGUUAUUCCUAAAUUGGUGUCAUACUUGGAAGAAAAUAUGGAUGUGGAAAGCUGGUCGCAGAAGAAUUGGGAAGAUCUUCUGUUAAAGAUGUUGGCAAAGAGUUUGGAUGUGAUUGAUAACGAGGAGUGGAUUGAGGAAUUUGGAGAGGCUAUUGGGCAGCACAUACCUUUCUAUCUACACUUACCAGAAGACAAGAACUUUCUCUACAAAUGUCUUGGAAUAAUCAUGAGAAAGUCGACAAAGAAAGAAUUUGUCACCAAACAUCUAGAUCUAAUAUUUGGAACUAUCAAACACACGGAUCAAGUAGAGAAGGAGGGUGGGGCAAUCGCUAUUGGUUUCGCAGCAGCCUCUCAUCUGGAUGCCGUUCUCACAAAACUGACCUCUGUGGUAAAACACGACAUGGCGAAGAAGUCAGGAGGUUUCAUGAGCUUACUGAAGGACAAAAGUGAAGUUGACGUGGAGAAAAUAAAAUCCACUCUGAUGUUAUGUUAUGGGUUUGUGGCACUCUACUCACCUCCGUCACUAAUAGUGUCUAGAAUGGAGUCAACAAUUCUGAGAACUAUUGAGCCAUACUUCAAAAAUGUUCGGGACCCGCAGGUGAAACAGAACUUGAUCCGGACGUGUGAUCUCAUUGGAAAAGCUCUUCACCCUGACCACCUAGAACAGCCAUACAAACUGACUACACAGGCCGACUUUCUAGCGCACUUACAGAGCUACAUGAACGCGGAACCAUUGACGCACUUAAAUAGCGAAACUCGAGCUCUUGCUAUGAAUGCAUGUGCAACAUUACUAAAACUUGACCAGAAGUUAUCCGAAGCUGAAACGUUUGACCUAAUAAAGACUGCGAUAGACUGUGUUUUUCCUCUGCCGCCGAACGGGGUGAACCCGAAGAAAGGGAAGGAAGAGACGUACCAGGAGUCGGUGGAGAUGGAGGCGCUGAUGGCGACCACGUUUGACGCACUCUUCGACAUGCUCAAAGAAAUACUCAAGAAAGAUCUCAGUCCGGCAGGUCUUGAGAGUAUUUUCAAGCACCUUGUUCCCUGGCUGGUGGCACCAGAGGAACACAAGAGAGAACGAGCAAUAAAAACCUGGCAGGUGAUGUUGGACUUCUACCUGGAAACUGCUGAAAUCACGUCUAGUUCAAAGUUCGACAAUGAAGGGAUGUUUCUUGGUCGAAUGGUCCCGCGCUGUACUGAUCCAUCAAUAGACAUCCGACAGCAUGCCAUAGACUCCAUCUACACAACUCUCAAGAUUGGACUCCGAUACGAAGGGAACCCUCCGGACCACCAGGACCAGAUGGUAGAAGCCCUGAUGACUCUCAAAGAGAGACUCAAGAAAGGAGACCCGAAUAUUCUGUUUAGCGUCAUAAACGAUCUAUCCAAGGUUGUGUCCAAGAAGCUUCCAUCGGACCACCUCCCAGUCUUUAUCGACGUUCUCCAGAUUGGGUUGCUAGAUGCUCAGUCUCACAGCUCAUCGGGGGCGUGUGUCGUGCUCAAUGGGGUCAUGAAAACACGGGGCGGGGAGAUCAGCAAACAGGUUGAGAAGACUCUGUGCAGUUUGCACGAGAAGCUGCAGGUGAUAGAAUGUCAGCAGACUCGGACGGGAACGUUACGGACGAUCCGCACGCUGGCGUCUCACCACCUCAUACCUUUACUGACCACCUUCCUCGGAUACCCACUGCCUUACGACGAACACAUGGUAGCAAUUUGGCAGAUUCUGGCGAAGGAUUCCGUGCUGACAGAAAACAUCAUCAGUCACUUCCUGGAGCUGUUACUGAAGUCGCUGCCGUACGAGGAGAAACCCGACCCGAGAGACAAGACGCAAGUCGUGAAGAGUGCCACCAUCGUCCCUCUAGCUAUUACCCAUGCUUUUAAUGAACUCUUCCAAGCAGAGGAGACGGAAGAACAAGUACUGAAACACUUCCACCGAUUGUUUGCUGCCUUUAUGAUCCGAAUCGGCUCUUCCAACGGCGUCAAUCCGCCAAAACACAAAGUGACCCCCUCAGAAUCGAAGUCGAAGGACAAGAAGAAAGGCGUUUCUAAAAUAGAAACUAAACCUCUCUCGGCCAGCAGGAUUGCGGUCCAGGCAUUUCAGACGUUUCUUCAGCGUGCGAAGAGUUUCGACCUGUGUGAGAGUCUGGAGAAGGAAGAAGUGUUUGUCAAGAUGGAGGAUACAGAGCAAUACCCAGAAGCCUUCACUGUCUUAGCAAGAAUACUGGUAUCUAGUCCCAAUGAAAGCGGUCAUAUAUCGAAGAUUGUCACUAACCUGAUUUCAGUAUUAUCUAGUAUUUAUGACACUCAGAGGGUUGUUGUAGCGGCUUUUUUCGCAGAGCUGAUCAACCAGCGGUGUGCUGGCGAUGACUACCUGGUGGAACUGAUCAUGAACGGCCUACUGGGACGCCUCGUCGACUCCUCACACAUCGUGCGUAUGUUGUGUGUCCGGGGACUCGGAAACAUAGCCAGCGUCGGCAAAGAUCAGGUCCAGAGAUACUCGACGACGAUCCUGUCGGCGAUGAUGGCAGGUAUGGACGACAAGGAGGACCCGAAUGAUGACAUCACGAUCGAGGCGAUGAGCGGCCUGUCGCGCAUCCUGUCCGAGAUUGACGAGACACACAUCCGGGCCAUCCUCAUCAACGUCUCACUCAAGAUCAGACCCUGCUUCGAGAAGGAAAAGCCAGCAGUACGGGCUCAAGCGUUUAUUCUGUUUGGAAAUCUGUCCCGGUUUGGAGACGGGCCGUCCAAAGCUCCGUUCCUGGAGCAGAUCCACACAAACUUCAUGAGUUUGCUGCUGCAUCUCAACGACAGUGAGCCGGAAGUGAAAAAGGGUUGUAAAUAUGCUCUGCGUAUGUUGGGGCCUCUCAUGGAGUCUGAAGCGAUCAACGAAAAAUUCCAGAAACAUCUACUCGAAGAUGCUAAUCUGUUUUACGGAGAGUUUAUGAAUGACCUCUCAAAACUCAUUAUUCAAGAUUUUCCAGAGAAAGUGAAUUUCUAUGUGAUGGCUUGUGUUUCAUUCUUUAAGAGUUCUUGGGAUGAAAUAAAGAGCAAUGCUGCAAUGUUUUUAGGCUUUCUGCUGGGCAACUUGCCGUUAGAAAAACAAGGAAUGAUAUCGAAGGAACAUGUGUGUUCAGCUCUAAUCAUGUUAUUGAAGGACCCGUCUCCCACUGUGAGGGCCAAAGCUGCUGAAGCCAUGAGUCUUCUUUACGAAUAUUAAGUCACCUGUCAUGGCGUGGAUGAUACUCAUUUAAAACUAUGACUUGGUUCCUGAUACAAAUUUCACCUUUUUUGGACUGACAUUUUCAUGAUGUGAAUACCGUGUAUGGUUAUGACUCAAAUUUAUGUGCUUUCAGACCAGAAGUAAAACAUGUUUCUGUCUAACAGAGCAACUAUAAUUACAUGCACAUAUUAAAAAUAUUUUCUUUCUCAGAAUACUGCAAGAUACAAUAUUUAAUGUGCACUAUUGUUCUAUUUACAUGUCGGUUACACAAUUUUAAAUUUACUCUUAACUUCCAAUCAGUUAAGUGGUAAACCUUUACCUUGUAAAAUAAACAUUUAUAAACUUCAAGAUUAUUAUAGCUUUAUUCGUUAACCAAAUACAGUGACCUUGGUUACAUACUAUGUGAAACACAUGAACUGAUUUCUGGGUACCUAAGAUUUUGAAACAUUAUAUCCUAUAUUGUUGUCUGUAUAUUCCUUGUGCUUCUUGAUUGUAGUGCUCAAACUGGAGUCUACCUUCUAAUAUAUAUUAGAUGAUUAUAUAUUUAUUUAAUGGGUACAAAAUUAUUGGAAGGUGAAGUCCAGUUUGAGGUACUAUGACUAGUAAGAAAAUCUCAUUAAUAGGAAAUUGAAACUAUCUGUAUGUAAAACAUUAAGUAGCCGAAAACAUGAUUUUACAUUAAUCAAUAAGAGUAGAAUUUAGUUCAGAGAGAGAGAGAGAGAGAGAGAGAGUGUGCGAGGGAGGGGGAGGGAGGGAAGGGAAGUGGGGAGAGAGAGACGGAUAAAGAGUAUCCAGCAGAAGUACUAGGAUAUUAAACAUUUUAUAUUUUGUCCCAUUAUAAUCAGUUCUUGUAUCUGGCUGUGAUGUGUUAUUUUUGUGUGAGGGGAAGUGCAUAUAAAAAUACCUGUUAAGAAGACUGAAUGGAACUGUAUUAAAAUUCUUUCAGCGAUCCAAUCCAUCUUGACGAGUAGCAGAAUGAAAUAUGGAUACAGUGCAAAAUGCAUUUUGAUAGAGGACUAAGAUAUAUAAGAGGCUGUUUUACAGUACUGUUGCAAUUCCUACGGCUGAGUUUUUAAUCAUCUGCCAUUUGCAUUCCAAAAUCAUGCAUACUGUGUCCCUUAAAAUGUGGUAUGUGCUUUGCAAUGACAUUGUUUUAAAUUGCUGUAUAACAUGGCCACUGUUGUUUGUGUUUUACUUGUCAAUUGUAAAGUGUUGAUUUAUGAACGCAUGUACAUUUGGGUAAAUAGAUUUCAUGUUCAUUAAUGAUUUCAUUAUUUAUUCAAUGAAUGAUAUGUAAAGUUAAUGGCUGAUAAUUAUGUUUAUAAUUAUGAUUAUGUGAUUAUGUUAAUAUAUGAUAUGAUUGGUAAGUAUUUCACAAAAGAUGUUAUGCUUAAAUUUUAUCACCAUUUCACAAACUAGAUUAGUGCCUGUGUAUACUCAAACUUACAAUAUAUGUAUUUUAAAAGAGCAUGAUCCUCUGACAACAUUGUAUGCUACUUAUGGACGAAAACUGUAGUUAUUUUUGUUUUGUAUUUUUCUUAUAUUAAUUUCUGCACAUUCAGUGUGUUCUUGGCUGUUCCAAGGAACAUUUAAGUGUUUCAUUGUCUCUAGUUCAAAAAUAAAUAAUAGAUUUGAAUGAAUGACUUAUUCACAAGCCUAGAAACACAAAUUUGAAUAUUUGGAUUUAAAACAUGAUGGUAUGGAGUAACUAACAAUUAAUGUGUUGUUGAUAUACAUGUAUUAAAAUGAAGGUAAUAAUUAAUAUUCUCUGGCAUUACUGAAUGAAUCUGGCCAAGAACCAAACAAUUAAUGCUUCACUGAUCAAAUGCAAAAGAUGCGACAUGUGUUGGUGUCUAGUCUGCUGCUAAAGUGAAGACUGCCAUGGUGCUAAUUUAAGUCGGCUACAGCAACAAACAAGUUUGUUGUGUAAUUUUUGUUUCUGAAAUCGUAUCAGGUCUAAAAUAUUACAGCAACUUCGACUUUACACUACUACUAACAACUUCGACUUUACACUACUACUAACAACUUCGACUUUACACUACUACUAACAACUCGGGGACUUGAACUGAAUGUUGGCAUAAAGCAAGUAGCUAAUUUAGUAUUAUUUGAUUACGAAAUAUUACAAUUUGGACUGAUUGUGUAAUUCAGAUUUCUUUUUUUCGAAUGAACGUGGAACAUGUUAAAACACUACUAAAUAUAUCAAUAAAUGUUUACUUUGCCAAGUAUUAACAAACGUUUUCCUCUUUCUUCUGGAAAGAUAAUUAAGUCACUUUUACUUUUUUAUUCCUUGAUUAGUGCCUGGUACAUUUUGUAUAUGACACUUUAACAAAACAUAUCAUGACCUGAAGUAUUAUCAUCGUAAUAAAAUGUGAUACAUAAUUAUAUAAAUAAAAAACUUAUUAUAUUGCUUUUUGAAAUGAAACGCUUUUAUAAAUGUUACAAAUUAUUUCUUUUGUAGGUAAUGUAGGAUUUGCUUAACGUUAAGGAUCAUACUCUGCGGCAGCCUUGUGUAAUGUUUCAAAUACGUCAUUUGUAAAUCAUAUAUGAUGUCAGUAAAUAAAAGGCGCUAACUGCUGUAAAAAUAAAAAGGGAAUUCCCCAUUUAAAAAAAGUUCUGGUCCCAGAUAGCACAUAUGUGCGAUACAAAAUAAAUUUAUCACACGGUUUAAAAAUGUCUUUAUUAAUAAUAGUAAGAUUCAGUAGGUAUGUAAUAAAAUUAAUAACCCAAAAAUUGUAUACACGGGUUAGGGUUAUUGUGUGUUUCCUAGCAACCUCACACAUUCUACACCAGCAAGUUUUCAGUUAUUAAUGGUCGGCCUGAAUAUUAGCAAUUCUAAUAACUGAAAAUUGGGUGGUGCAUUUUUAAUGGAGUUUGGUAUUAUAUCAAAGGUCAUUGUAUGAGCAGUCCUUUCUGUGGGAAAUAAAAUAAAAGAUGCCUUGCUGCUGUUUAGUACGAGUGGUCUGUAGCAGCAGAUUUAUAUAAUAUGUGUGAAAUAAUUAUGUUUAUACGUUUGUAUAUGGUGUAUUAAAAAUCAUAAUUAUUUUUGAGAAUUUAUGCAUUUGUCAAGCAAUUGGCAACAGAUAUAAUCAAGCAUGCAUUUUUGUCUAGGUGUUGAUCACAAACCAACGUGGCGGACAUUGCACUGAAUGCUUACCCAUGUGGCUCUGUAUCAAAUACAGAUUUUUAAAACAUUA
Messenger RNA from Gigantopelta aegis, 8272 nucleotides. RefSeq names its product maestro heat-like repeat-containing protein family member 1. Gene Ontology annotation, cellular component: cytoplasm. NCBI's taxonomy places the organism in Eukaryota, Metazoa, Mollusca, Gastropoda, Neomphalida, Peltospiridae. The coding region runs from base 63 to 5075 and encodes 1670 amino acids. The record is from RefSeq and is a predicted model, not a curated record. The transcript is spliced from 42 exons.